Molecule: messenger RNA, 1131 nt
Organism: Lodderomyces margitis
Lineage: Eukaryota; Fungi; Ascomycota; Pichiomycetes; Serinales; Debaryomycetaceae
Product: mitochondrial 54S ribosomal protein uL2m
Exons: 1
Coding region: 1-1131 (376 amino acids)
Biological process (GO): cytoplasmic translation
Cellular component (GO): large ribosomal subunit; ribosome
Molecular function (GO): structural constituent of ribosome; transferase activity; RNA binding
Source: RefSeq, a predicted model, not a curated record
AUGAUACCUAGGCUUUCUCAACUUCUAGGCAGUGGCCGAAUAAGGCUAUCUUCUGAAGUGUCCACUAGCUGCAAGUUUACCCCUCGUUUAUCCUCCAACAUCAUUUCAAAACGAUUCAAUUCAUCACAAGAUCAAUUAACGGACUUGGAGGCCCAAGAUAUAAAAUAUAGAAAGCAAAGGGAGCUCUCAUUAAGACUAGUCAAGAUCAAAAGUUAUGGCGAUUAUUUCCCUCCUCAUACCCACCCAGGAUCAACUCAUUACAAGAAACCGGUGCAUGAUCAUUUACACAAGGGGCGUCCAGUUAAAGAAUUGACAGUACCUAAAAAGAAGAAUGCUGGUCGAAACAAUAAAGGACAAAUCACGAUAAGAGGUAGAGGAGGAGGCCAUAAACAAAGAGUAAGAUUACUUGAUUUUUACCGAUGGGAACUGGGUAAAAACAAGGUUGUUAGAAUAGAAUAUGAUCCAAAUAGGUCGGGUCAUAUUGCAUUGUUGGAGAAUGCAACAACGGGAAACUUGUCAUACAUCUUGGCACCACAGGGUUUACGUAGUGGAGAUGUGGUUGAAAGUUUCAGACAGGGUAUACCCGAAGAUUUCAUUGACGAAAUGAAGAGAACAAAUAAUGGUGAAAUUGAUGAUGCGUUAUUAUCAGCAAGAAUUUUACAAAGAGGCAAUUGUUUACCAUUGAGAAUGUUGCCGGUUGGAUCCAUCAUUCAUAAUAUUGCCUUGCACCCAGGUCAACGCGCUCAAUUAGUUAGAAGUGCUGGAACAUUUGGUAAAAUCUUGUCAAAACAUAAUGAUAAAUCAAAAGCAAUAAUCAAGUUAUCUAGUGGUGAACAUCGAUUUGCUCAUUUGGAUUGCCAUGCAACGUUGGGAGUUGUUUCUAAUAAGGAGCAUCAGUUGAUAUCGUGGGGUAAAGCUGGUCGUGCAAGACAUAGAGGUAAAAGACCAAUCACUAGAGGUGUUGCCAUGAAUGCAAAUGAUCAUCCUCAUGGUGGUGGUAGAGGUAAAUCAAAAUCAAAUAAAUUCAGUCAAUCGAAAUGGGGAUUGAAGAAGUUCCAAAAGACAAGACUUAGACCUAAUCCAGAUGUCAUUAGAAACAGAAAGGGGAGAAUGGUGAGACAUAAAAAGUAA